AUGUCUUUCAAACGCGAGGGUGACGAUAAAGAACAACUAGAUGUUUUGAGAAAAAGAAGAAUAAGAGAUCUGGUAGGGGAAAAUGUUCCAGAAGAUGAGGCUAAAUUAUUAAGUAAUGGAAAGUUUACAUGUUUAGUGUGUAGUUACCAUCCUAUAUUUGAUACUAUUGAUAUGUUAUUAGUACAUAGAGCAGGCAAGAAACAUGAACAAGGUAAUACAUUUUUUUAA
Lottia gigantea (owl limpet) is the source of this 228-nucleotide messenger RNA. RefSeq lists its product as hypothetical. Lineage: Eukaryota; Metazoa; Mollusca; Gastropoda; Lottiidae. Gene Ontology annotation, biological process: RNA splicing. The coding region runs from base 1 to 228 and encodes 75 amino acids. The record is from RefSeq and is a predicted model, not a curated record. Gene Ontology annotation, cellular component: nucleus. The transcript has 3 exons.